This is a messenger RNA of Larimichthys crocea (large yellow croaker), 2436 nucleotides long. Its product is annotated as apolipoprotein L4. Bases 205 to 1362 code for a protein of 385 amino acids. The transcript has 4 exons. Gene Ontology annotation, biological process: lipid transport; lipoprotein metabolic process. Gene Ontology annotation, cellular component: membrane; extracellular region. The record is from RefSeq and is a predicted model, not a curated record. Gene Ontology annotation, molecular function: lipid binding. NCBI's taxonomy places the organism in Eukaryota, Metazoa, Chordata, Actinopteri, Sciaenidae.
GGGAUCAGCCCUGAACAGGUUCAGGUUGUCAUCGCUGCCGCACGACUGAUCUGCCCUCUCCUCCUCGAGUUUAAAAGAGAUGCGAGUGUCUUCUUCCUUCCCAGACUUCAGAAUGUGGAAGUGCUGUCAUACCAGCUGGACAAAUACAUUCAGACCACUCAGAAGAUCUGUGACACGUUGGAGAAAAGUCAGCGGCCUCUGACAAUGACUAAAGAAACUCUGGUGGACCUCGGUGAGGAUUCAUCUGUUAAUCACCUUGAUGAACUCAGUCAGCUCCCCCUGAUAACGUCCACAAAAUCUGUGGUAGACCUCGGUGUGGAUUUGUCUGAAGAUGACUUACAAAGGAUGCUUUGUCACAUUAAUGUGCUCGAUGAAAUCAGGAUGGACCAGCACGUCCGGACGGUGUUCUUGUUUCAGGAAGUUUCAUGUUCUGCCUUCAUCGAUGAGUUCAAUGAGCGUCGACCCAGGAUGCUGCAGUUUCUAAACAACUUAGAGGACAGUGCUGUUCAGCUGGACCGGAUGAAUAAGGGGGCGAAGAUUUCCAGUGUGGCAGGCAGUUCAGUGGGGGCAGUGGGAGGCGUGCUUUCCAUUGUUGGUUUGGCACUGAUUCCUGUAACAGCUGGAGUGUCUCUCACUCUGACUAUGACCGGGGUAGGGCUGGGGAUCGCCAGUGGAGUUAACAGUGGUGUCACCACCGCCACAGAGGUUGGAGUGAACCGUAAACAUCAGAAGGAAGCCAGUGAAACCUUCCAGAGCUUCAUGGAGGAUGUGCAGAGUCUCCAGGAUUGUCUGGAUGAGGUGACCAGUCAAGCAGACAUCAACAUAGAGGCAAGUGAGAUAGAUGUGGCUGUGGGAGUAGGCAAGGUGCUUUGCAAAGCUAGUGCUGUUGGAAGAGGCAUUGAUUCCCUUCUUGAUGCCGCUUCUGCUGCUAAGUUGUUGAAAAGUAAGGAGUUGAUUACAAAUGCUGGGAAGGUGGUGGCCCAGGAAGGUAAAGCAUUACGUAACGCGCCCAAGGUGGCCUCAGACAUCACAGAUAUCGGUCAGGCAGCAGUCAAAGGCCCUCUUGCACUGUCCAAAACAGCCAGAGGAGGUUUCAUCGCGCUCAAUGCUCUUUUCCUCGGCAUGGAUAUCUUCUUUAUCUGCAAAGACAGCAUCAGUCUGUCCAAAGGCAGCAAGAUUGAAGUCUCACAGUUCAUCAGAGCCAGGUCUGCACUCUGGAAAUCAGAGAUGGACUCAUGGCAGAAGAUCUGUGAUUCCCUGCGAGAAGGUCUGCUGACAUCAGAGAAACACCAAGCUGUCCUGGACAAGCCAUUUUAUCCAAGAAGGGAGAAAACAAAUGAAAUGUCCAUCGGAUCAAGCUGAUGACAAACUAAAUAAAAGCAUGUCUGAGUAAUUAGCUGCAUUUCAUUUGACAAACAGGAUUUGAGUCCGUCAAACAAAAAGAGCUCUCAAGGAGGAUAAGAAGGAAAAUCAAAAAAUGAAACUUCAAUCAGAACUGAUACUCGAACUGGCAAAGACAAAAGGGGACAAGGACUCUUUAUACAAACAGGUGAAACCAAUCAGGGGCGGGACAAAUGAUUAAAAAAGGCGGGAAAAUCACACAAAGAGAGGAAGUCAGAGUCUGAAAUUAGAGGGAAAAGGACGAGUACAAAAUAAAACAGAAUAUUUAAUAAUAAUUUUGCUUAGAGUUGUCAUGUCAUUUGGGUUUCUUGUUUAGUGUUUCCUUUUUUAUUGUGUAAUUCUCACCUUGAGUCUGUAACUGUACUUCCUGCUGCUGUGUUUCCUGCAAGUUUUGACAGUAACAAAACCACGAGAAAUACUGAGUUUUUUUUUAUGGACUGUCUCACUGUGUAAUCUAAUUUUCCCUUCUGGAUGAAUGAAAUGUUUUUAACCCUGUAAACUACAGGACCCAUGGGUGCACCCUCACCCAGAGACUCCCCCUAAUCAGGCUCAAUUACUGAGGAUAGAAAUGUUCAAAGUGCGACCACCUUGAAGAGAACCUUUGUUUUUUCUCUCCCUUCUUUUACUCCAGAGGACAAUUCACUGGAAGUACUCCCUGAGCUAAUGCUCGAGGGCGCUCUAACAAGGCCCCGAUUAGGGGCUGGAUUUGCUGCUUGCAGCUCAGUUAAUGUCAGAUUGGCAUAAAGAGUCCACGUGGGAUCAGUACGGGUGCGGGCCUGGGACCUGAUUCGCACACCCUUCCUCGCAUGUCAGGGAUAAUUAUUUAAUGAAAGGCGAAGGGUGUCCCAAAUCCUGGCAGAGAGGGAGAAUCAGAGAGGUCUUUAGUCAGAGCUCAAGGUCUCUCUUCAGGGAAAAGUGCUGCUGUCUGCAGGAGAGCUCCAGCUUCGACGAGAAGCUGCAGAAUGAAAACUGGUUUCAUCUUGUUUCCAAGAAAUGUGGCAAACUGUGUGAAAUGUAAAUAAAAACAAAAGGUGA